This is a messenger RNA of Myotis davidii, 1152 nucleotides long. It is a transcript of the gene SLC25A28, whose product is annotated as solute carrier family 25 (mitochondrial iron transporter), member 28. Gene Ontology annotation, biological process: iron import into the mitochondrion. Bases 25 to 822 code for a protein of 265 amino acids. Gene Ontology annotation, cellular component: mitochondrial membrane. NCBI's taxonomy places the organism in Eukaryota, Metazoa, Chordata, Mammalia, Chiroptera, Vespertilionidae. The record is from RefSeq and is a predicted model, not a curated record. Gene Ontology annotation, molecular function: ferrous iron transmembrane transporter activity. The transcript is spliced from 4 exons.
CCUGCACCAAUACCGCAGACCCGAAUGCAGAGCCUACAGCCCGACCCAGCGGCCCGCUAUCGCAAUGUGUUGGAGGCUCUCUGGAGGAUUAUAAGAACCGAGGGCCUGUGGAGGCCCAUGCGGGGGCUGAAUGUCACAGCAACAGGCGCAGGGCCUGCCCAUGCCCUCUAUUUUGCCUGCUACGAAAAAUUAAAAAAGACAUUGAGUGAUGUAAUCCAUCCUGGGGGCAAUAGCCAUAUUGCCAAUGGUGCGGCCGGGUGUGUAGCUACAUUACUUCAUGAUGCAGCCAUGAAUCCAGCUGAAGUGGUCAAGCAGAGGAUGCAGAUGUACAACUCACCUUACCACCGGGUGACAGACUGUGUACGGGCAGUGUGGCAAAAUGAAGGGGCCGGAGCCUUUUACCGCAGCUACACCACCCAGCUGACCAUGAACGUUCCCUUCCAAGCCAUUCACUUCAUGACCUAUGAAUUCCUGCAGGAGCACUUUAACCCCCAGAGACGGUACAACCCCAGCUCCCAUGUUGUCUCCGGAGCCUGUGCAGGAGCUGUAGCUGCCGCUGUCACAACCCCACUGGACGUUUGCAAAACACUGCUCAACACCCAGGAAUCCCUGGCUUUGAACUCAAACUUCACAGGACAUAUUACAGGCAUGGCUAGUGCCUUCAGGACGGUAUAUCAAGUAGGUGGUGUGACCGCCUACUUCCGAGGGGUGCAAGCUAGAGUAAUUUACCAGAUUCCCUCCACAGCCAUUGCAUGGUCUGUGUAUGAGUUCUUCAAAUACCUGAUCACUAAACGGCAAGAAGAGUGGAGGGCAGGCAAGUGAAGUAGCACUGAAUGAAGUCGGAGGUUCAGACAACACUGCUGUGCUCUACCCACUCCAGCCGCAUUCUCUGUCUCCUGGCAUGCUCCAGCCUUGAGUGGAGUUGGAAGGAAAGUAGAAGGCUCUCCCCAGGCUGUUGGUGUUUUGGCUAACACCAGUUACUGCCAACCUCCGAUGCGCCACCUUUCCUUCCAGGCCCUAAGCAAGUGCAACAAAGCACGCCACAGCACGUGGACAACCUCUCCAUCCUGGGCCUGAUGACCUGCUCUCGACUGUUAGAGAGGGAUAAGCAGCUCAAUCCCCUGGUUCCUAAUAAAAAACGUUUAAGUUAAA